CAAUGGUUUAGAACAAUAGCGAUUAGUUUAUAGUUAUCGCGAAACUAAAAAACAUUUUGGUAAACGAACGCGAGCACAGUAUAGGAAAGCACUUACACGUACGCGGCUGCAUAAUGUUAAAAAAAUAUAACAUUCUGUUAUGUUAUUUUUUAUUUCAAGUGUGUUAUUGUGACUGGGUAUCAGAAUGGUUGACGCCAAUCCGCGAUCAAUAUAAAGAAUCAGGAAGAAGAAUGAACAAAAUAGACAUAAAAAUGUUGGAUGGGGAUAAACUAAAAUUGUUCUCAGGCAGUCCAGAAGUUUUAGAAAUACCACGGAACAAUUUGCUACUCCAAACUACGUCUAACAUGACUCCAGUGAACGUAUUGCAGACACAAAACCUCAGGGUAACAUUGGAAACAAUUUUAGGCAACGCUAAGAAAUUAGCGGACAGCUUGAAGGCGCAAAUAUCAAUAGUGCAAGAAAAGGAGGAGAGAUUAAAGGAUACUAUCGUCAAUGGGAGAUUUGGAAUAACCACACUGACCGUUUCGACGCUUAGGAAGCUACCGAAGAACUAUAUAAUUCGCGACGGCUACUGGACCCUCUGCAAUGGUAUUUUGCAGCACCCGACAACACAGGAAGUCACCGCAGCGGCAUUCAGCGAUCUAUACGCUGUUCCUAGGUGCAUAGGACAAGAGGUAACAUCGAAGCCAGAUCCUUGUGUAUUCAAUUCUGUAAUCAAAUAUGACACAAUACCGUCUCAAAAGAGACCGGAGUAUUCUGAAGACGAGUAUCUCUGCCUCAAGCCGACGUUCAAUACUACUUUAGAACAGUACUUCAGUGUAACAAAACAUAUCGUCAAUCAAACUUGUAAAAGUGGUGUCAUAAGGAGCAUGGCGGAUAAUGUGCUGGAGUGUGGGGUCCGAGUGUUGUCGGAUUACACGUAUUAUCCGAACAAAGAGGUGACUUCGUAUCUACCGCUGGAGUACUGCGAAGGAACCCAGGGCUCCUGUAAUCUCAUCGUCGCUUGGCAUCUCUCGAAUUCGAGCGUUGAAAAUUUCGAAUUUAUAAAAGAUGACCUAAACUUUAAGAAUUAUUUCAUGAAAUCAGCUACAUUCUUAAAUAAUGCGUUAUAUUAAUUAUCGAAAAGAUUUUACUUAAGUGUAAUUAAAUUUAAAACUAGUAUUAUAUUAAAAAAGAAAGAAAAUAUAUUAUCGUAAAACAAAACAAACCCUAAUAAGGGACAAAUAGUGGUUCGAAAUUUCAAUACACCUACUGAGCACUAGUUGCGGAAUAAAAAUCUAAACCAGGGAUUCCCAAAGUGGUCGAUAUCGGUUUCCUAGGGGUCGACAUAAACGAAAACUGAUUUUGGGGGUCGACGAGGUC
Molecule: messenger RNA, 1362 nt
Organism: Papilio machaon (common yellow swallowtail)
Lineage: Eukaryota; Metazoa; Arthropoda; Insecta; Lepidoptera; Papilionidae
Exons: 6
Coding region: 114-1115 (333 amino acids)
Source: RefSeq, a predicted model, not a curated record